Messenger RNA from Corticium candelabrum, 3016 nucleotides. Its product is annotated as probable ATP-dependent RNA helicase DDX23. The record is from RefSeq and is a predicted model, not a curated record. The transcript is spliced from 25 exons. Bases 394 to 2937 code for a protein of 847 amino acids. Gene Ontology annotation, cellular component: catalytic step 2 spliceosome. Gene Ontology annotation, biological process: mRNA splicing, via spliceosome. Gene Ontology annotation, molecular function: RNA helicase activity; ATP binding; RNA binding. Lineage: Eukaryota; Metazoa; Porifera; Homoscleromorpha; Homosclerophorida; Plakinidae.
ACUUUUGUCUUACACACUUAGUGACUAUGCGCUUUGCUUCUGGAAUUCUGUUGGCGCUUUUACUGGGGUUCACAGCCGUCGGAGAAGCGUUGGCCGUUACUACUGACUUCGACUUUGGAAACUCUUUGGCGUUUGCGUUGGGGGUGGUGCUGCUAUGCUUGGUGGUGUGCAUACUCACUGGCAUUAUUGCAAGAAGAAGAACAGACUGAUGACAUGGAGGGCAAUAGAGUGACUGUUAGAUUGCGGAGUCCUUGCAAUUGAUAUUAAUUAACUUUCUAGUGUCUAGGUAUAGCUGAUAGUUAACUAUGCUUCUAUAUAAUUAAUUUUGUGUCAAUUGAGAAUGUAGCUGCCUUUAUUAAAGUCACAACAUAGUAGAACGUUACAAAUACGAAAAUGUUCAUUGAUAUCAACAACGAUAAUAUGGGACGUAAACGGCGUCGUUCAAGAAGUCGAAGUAGAGAACGAGGUAAACAGAGGCGCUCACACAGCCGCGAGCGUGCAAUCCGUCGUCGCAGUCAGAGUCGGUCCCCUCCCGAGGAACGUGACCGAGCACGAAGUCGGAGUCGUGACAGAGACAGAGGCAGAGAGAGAACCAGACAUCGCAGCAGAAGCAAGAGUAGAAGUCGCAGCAGAAGCAAAGAGCGGGAGCGUAGGAAGGAGAAGGAUAGAGGACGAAUCAGAGCGAGAUCGAGUGAAAGAAGAAGAGAAAGGUCGAAGAGUGCUGAGAGAGAAGGCGGAGAGAAGCGAAUCAAGAGAGAAAGGUCACGAUCGAAGUCUCCAAGAGGCACCUCAGCAGAAGCAGAAACUGCUGCAUCAAAACAGAGAACUGAACAGUCACAGAAUGGAGUCAUUGAAGGUGCAGCCUUGAAAGAUGAAUUACAGGAUGUGAAGCCAGAAAUUCCAAAAAAGAAACGACCAGAAGCGCCACUUUCACUGGAAGAAAUGAUGGCCAAGCGACAAAAGGAAUUAGAAGAGCAAUCUAAACCAAAAUUUUUGUCAAAAGAAGAGCGAGCAGCUCUUGCAGUGCAGAGAAGGCAACAAGAAGUAGAAGAACAGCGGAAGAGAAUGGAGGAGGAAAGGCAGAAGAGAGCAAAGUUUCUUGAAGAGGCGAAAGGUGGUGACAUGUAUCGUAGAAGAGAAGACGAAGAGGAAAGAGAGAAAAGAAGAGCAGCUCGAGAACUGGCUGCUUCGCAGAAAGAAUUGGAAGCAGAAUUUGAUGCCAUCAAGGAGCGUUACCUUGGAGGAGUAAAGAAGAAGAAACGAGUUCGACGUCUCAAUGAACGGAAGUUUGUAUUUGAAUGGGAUGCAUCAGAAGACACGGCAGCCGAUCACAACCCUCUGUAUAAAGAUAAGCAUGAAGUGCAGUUUUUUGGACGUGGUCAUGUCGCUGGAAUUGAUUUAAAGGCUCAGAAAAAGAAUCAAUCAAAGUUCUAUGGUGACUUGUUGGAGAAGAGAAGAACAGAAGAUGAAAAGACGAAAGCUGAUGAACUUGGGAAGAAAACUAUGGAACGAGAACGUAAGGCACUCUGGGACGAUCGUCACUGGUCGGAGAAAUCAAUUGAAGAGAUGGCUGAUCGAGACUGGCGUAUCUUGAAAGAAGACUUUAGCAUUGCAACGAAGGGUGGAAGGAUUCCCAACCCCAUGCGGUCGUGGAAUGAAGUCAACUUGCCAGACAAACUAUUAGGAAUUAUUGAAGAUCAUCGUUAUGAGGAACCAACUCCUAUUCAGCGGCAAGCUAUACCAAUUGGUCUUCAAAAUAGAGAUAUUAUUGGUGUAGCAGAGACAGGCAGUGGGAAAACAGCUGCAUUUAUUAUUCCUCUUCUUGUUUGGAUAAUGAGCCUCCCGAAAGAAACAAAAGAGGCUGAUGAUGAUGAAGGUCCAUAUGCCAUCAUUCUGGCGCCAACGCGUGAGUUAGCUCAGCAAAUAGAAGAAGAAGCAUCGAAAUUCUGUCAACCUUGUGGCAUUCGAACUGUUGCAGUUGUUGGAGGGUUGUCUCGUGAGGAGCAAGGAUUUCAACUACGUCUUGGUUGUGAUAUUGUAAUUGCUACACCUGGUCGUCUCAUUGACGUUAUUGAGAAUCGUUACCUUGUUUUGAGUCGCUGCACGUACGUUGUACUAGAUGAGGCAGAUAGGAUGAUUGACAUGGGUUUUGAGCCGGAAGUUCAAAAGAUUCUAGAACAUUUUCCUGUGACAAACGAGAAACCAGACACAGAUGAUGCAGAGGACCCUGAGAAGCUAAUGGCAAAGUUUGGUACAAGAGAGAGAUACAGACAGACGGCCAUGUUUACAGCUACUAUGCCACCAGCAGUUGAAAGACUAGCAAGGAGCUAUCUCAGACGUCCAGCCGUUGUGUACAUUGGAAUGAUCGGUAAGCCUGUCGACCGUGUGGAACAGCGAGUCCACAUUGUCACCGAACCUCAAAAGAGGAAAAGAAUGAUUGAGUUGUUGAGAAGCGGUAUUGAACCUCCAAUCAUUAUAUUUGUCAACCAGAAGAAAGGUUGCGAUGUCCUAGCAAGAUCACUCGAAAAGAUGGGGUUUCGAGCUACAGUGCUUCAUGGUGGUCGAAAUCAAGAGCAGAGGGACUAUGCACUGCAGUGCUUAAAGUCGGGUACGAAGGAGAUUCUGGUUGCUACAGAUGUGGCUGGUCGAGGAAUCGAUAUUCCCGAUGUAUCAAUGGUUAUCAACUAUGACAUGGCAAAGAGCGUUGAAGACUAUGUUCAUCGUAUCGGUCGUACUGGUCGUGCUGGCAAGACUGGGUGUGCAGUGACAUUCCUGACACAGGAGGACUCAUCGCUUUUCUAUGAAUUGAAACUGACAUUACAGAGCAGUCCAGUCAGCGUUUGUCCUCCAGAACUGUCGAAUCACCCUGAUGCACAGCAAAAACCAGGAACAUUUACGAUGAAGAAGAAGAGAGAUGAAACGAUCUAUACAAGUUAAGUGAGUGAUUCAGCGAGACAGCAUUACAAAACAUCUUGUUGUAUGUGUCUAAUAUCUUCUGUAGAAAUACAUUUCUGAU